AUGGCGACAGCAAUAGAAGAGGAGCUCAUAUUAGACUGGACUACAGCCAUCGAGGCACUCGACCUGAUAUCUAUUCAAGAGAUAUUUGACAUGCAACCUGAAUUAUUGUGGACACCGUUACAACCUCUGGCACACCUUGAGAAUGAUUUCUCUCAUUUCAUAAACAAGCUGGAAGAUUUCAAGUUACUGGGCACAUCGAUACGUCCAGUGUAUGCACUUCAUCACAUCUUGUUUGAUUACGGAUUAGAAGGAGACGAGUGGGCCCCUGAGCGUAUUGAAUUGGUGGAUUUCAUUCUAAAGCACACCAAAAGAAACGAGCUCAAUACAUGUCUGUGGGGCAAAGAGCAGAACACAGUAAUGCACCUUGCGUACUUGAUCAAUCAGCCAGAGUUGACGCAACAAUUGAUGGAUAAAGGUGCCUUGACCAAUAUACCAAACAAAUCCGGACAUUUGCCCACCAAGCAAACCACGGGUGGGGACGAUGCUACAAAUACCAACGCUGGAGUUACACCAGAAAAUGAUGUGAACUCAACAGCGACAUCAGCACCACCAGCAUCUGACAAGCCAACAAAAGAAGAUACGCAACCAGAAGUGAAACUCUUGAUCAGCAAAUCAAAAGCAGCAGCAGUUAAUAAGGAACGCAUCCCUGCUAAUGCAUCAGACCGAUUCAAGCGAUUGCGUGAAUUAGCAGAAUCACCCAACGCCAACAGCAGCAAGCCCAUUUCUGAAAGACAGAAUUCAACGCGCCGCUAUUUCCGCCCUGGGCACCUAGAGGAAAGAAGGCGUCGAGUGCUCAGUGAAGAAGAGGAAGCAGAAUUGGAAAAACAACGACUCAAGAGACAGAAAGAAGUGGAGAUGCUUGCACAGCGAUCUGCUGUCAAAAACAACCCACUGUUCAGAAAGUUUGAGGAGCAAACACAGGGCCAACAGCAGCAACAAGGAAAGCCUGUCAUUUCAGCUGUUUCUGCCAUUCGUGAUAGAAAAAAACUGUUGGGCGCUGCAGAUCAGAUCCGUCGUAGCUCUCGAGUGAUCAAUUCGCUAAAGGACCGAUCCUACGUUUCGGGAAGUGUGUUUCGUCAACAAUCAGAUACUGCUGCAGGGCCGAAUAACAAUGAAAAUGAACUAAAGGUGCCUACUUUGGCUCAGCUAAGAGCUGGGUCGUCAGCACCAACAACAUCGAUUUCUAGAGAAACAUCGCCUAAUGUGAGCGACAAUGAGGAGGAAGGAGCAGUGGAGCCACUAAAAAACAAAUCAGAGUCUAGCAAAUCGCCCAUUGAGGACAAGCACGCAAUCACUACGCCAACCAAGGAAAAUAUCAGUUUGACUACUGACGCAGUAAACAAUCCACCUGAAACUGAAACCUCUGCAGUAAACAAUGAAACCAAGGCUGACAGCUUAGCAGUAACUAAGGAAGAGCCGUCAGUCAAGAGCUCCAAGGAGGAUGUCAAACUUGAUACACCUGUAUCAAAAGUAGCCAGCAAUGCAAAUAACGCAGCAACCGCGACAAAGACAGCCGAAAAUGACAUUGAGGCACUAUCUGUUGGCAAAUUAUCCCUUGCAAACAAAGAAGUCAAAUCAACCAGUGCAGCCACAGAUACUGUUGGCUCUAGCAAAGUGAAGCAAAUCGUCAAUGUGCAUGAACAUUUGAAUGACGAGGAAGCUAUUGAAAUUUACUCUACUGGCAAAGUCUUUUCAGUAUGGAAGAAGAAUGAAUAUGGCGAGUUGGUAGAAGAAAAGCAGGAAAAGUCGAUCGUCAAUAAGGAAGCGGCGUCAAAAGUCAUCGACGAGUCUAUUGAUAACUUUAUUGACAGAUCUGUUAGCAAGCCCAUUGACAAAGCUAUUGACAAGCCCACCAUUGAUAAAUCCGCCGACAAAUCUAUCAAAAAAUCCAUCGACAACCCUACUGAAAAGCCUACUGACAGAUCUAUCGAUAAAUCUAUUGGAAUAUCUAUAGACAAAUCGACUGCAUUUAGUGAUGGUAACAAUAAGAUUUUGAAGCCAUCGCUGCCUGCAAAGAGCAAAUCUAGGCCUACGAGUAGAGCGAUCUCUGCAAAGAAAGAAGCUCAUUCGGAUACCACAAGUUCUGCUGUGCCUAAUUCCGACAAAGAUCGACAAGGCUCUACGGAUAAAGAGAAGAUGACAGAGCCUAAUUUGGCAGGUUCCAGAUCAAUCAACCAUGUUAGUAACACUCCCGAGGUACAAGAGGAGCAACAAUUAAUGAGCAUGCCAAGAGAUGCGUCCACGAAAGAGCAUCGCCGUGUAUCACAAGAUGAUAUUGUAGAUCAUACGCUCCCAAUUGCACUGACAUCGGUGUCACUCUCAACAGUGGCCCACGAAGAAAAAUCACGCGAGAACAAAGAAGAGCACAAGGAUCAGCAGAAGGUGGAAAACAAUGCUAUGAUGGAAGAAUUUUCAGCUACUACAUUCACCGUAUCUGCUGUACCUAAUACACCUACCACAUCAAUUGCAUCUACUACGCCUACUACACCUACUGCACCUUCUACACCUAUUACACCUACUACAACUACAUACCAGGAGGAUCUCUCACUCGCUACGAAAUCAACGACAAUAAUAGACCGUAAAUUAGACACUUUUAAUAAUCGCCUUAAAAUUAAUACAACUACAGCUAGUACUACAAGCAGUGAUGAUGAGGAUGAUCAAGAUCAAGAUUCAGCGACAACACCUACGCUAGCCAAUCCUCAACCAGAGCAACAAAAGCAGCUUGACGCUUUGUUGAAUCAGAGAGACAACUUUGAAUUUCACGAUGAUACCAACCAAAUAGACAAUAGAACCUCCUACUGCUCUGACACCAACGAAACAAGCAUUCUUAGAAGUUUUAAUAUGCAACAAGAAGAACAUUUUGAUCAAUGGACACAAGAUAACCGUAAGAGUGCCACUGCUGCUGCUGCGAAGAAACGACAGAGCGGUAGUCAGAGAAACUACUGGUCUACAGGCAUUCAAAUGGUAGACGCUGCUGCCGCUGCUAAAAAGAGAGAAUCUGUUGCUAGCAGUGUGGCUGCUCAAUCCAUGAGCGAGACAGGCAGUGAACAGUGGUUUGAUCCUGACGAUGACUGGACGGUGGACUCUAGAAGACAAUCCCAGAUGAAAGCAAACAGACAGAGUGAUUCCUCCAACGAUUCCAGCGCAUUUUCUUACAAACACUCUGAUUUGACUGAAAAUACAAGAUUAGAGGACGAUGAUGAUGAUCAGAAUAGCGACGAAUACAGCUAUUACAAACAGCAAGUGCGAUAUGACCACAUUACGAGCCAAUCUCAACAAGAGCACGUACAUUAUGAUGGUAAUGACGAUGAAAAUGACAAGCAACAAAGACAAGAGAGCUAUUACUCGACUGAUGGACAUGCUAUUCCGUCAAGAUUUGAUGGCAGAGAAUCUGUGAUUGAUGUGCUGCCUCCAUCUUUGCGUUCAGUAUCUAAUGAUGGCCAAGAAGACAAUGACUAUACCACCAGCUUACAUUCAAUGCCCCCACAGCCAAGCACGCAAAAUGCUCAACCACGUCAGCUGCACACGACAACACUCUCUAACAAUGCUAUUGCUACUGCAACUAUUGAUCGUCAUAGCGACAGUGAAAAAGAAGACUAUUAUUCCACAAAUCUACAUGCGAAAUCUGCCGAUACAGAGACAAGCUCUCGUCAACUGAACACUACUGCAAUUCCUCAUCCUAUAAUAGCUACAGCAGUGAUAGAGCACGCUAGUGAUGGCGAUGAUAUAACAAAGUCUCCAGUGCAGUCAACCUUGCCGAAUCAUAGUGAGGCUCAUCAAGUACAUGGUACAGCUGCAUCUCCAAUUAUCAUGUCUCAUGGAUCAGCGCAUGUAGAUGAUGCUAUCCAGGACGACUACUAUUCCACAAAUCUACACACAAGUCCUUCACAGCAAGGCCAAGCCCCCACCACGCAUGACAGCCACCAAGAUGUAGACGAUAGUUACUAUUCUACUCAUUUACAUACAAACAGAGAACCAACAGUAGACGCACCACCGCGCCAGUUGACUACGGCAACAGCCACUACGUCCACAGCAUCGCUUGGUCACAACGAGGAGGACGACUACUACUCUACCAUGUUGCAUACAAAGCCAUCAUCGCCUUCUAAUCGUACGGAGGCAAAAGGAAUGAGCAGCUAUUAUCAACACAAUGACGACAACGACCAAGAUGAUCACGAACAAGAGGGAGAGAUAACCGUGUUUAUGAAUCAUCAGUUCCAUCAGUCAUCUGAACAAGUAGUAGCUCACAAUCAAUCCAUGAACUCAUUGCAUUCAAGCACCAGUGAACCAGCACCGCAACGAGACUUUCUCUCUGUCAAAACAGAGAUUCACGAUAACGACGAUACGUAUUCACUCUACAAGGUACCAUCUCGCACUGUCGAUAUUGCUGAUGCAGGGACUGUACAGGCAUCUGUGCCUCACGACCCCAAUCAUCCUCGCGUUGAAGAUAUCUCUCAUUACAUGAACGCACUGCCUGUUCUUGGUAGCAACAGCAGAGAUGUAGGUGGAUCCGUAUUUGAUCUUGAUCAGCAGCAAGAUGCCAUUGUCAAGCGAGCCAUUGCCACCAAAGAUCAGGCGCAAUUGGACACGGAAGCAGCGCUGCCAACCACAGAGCUGAACCCUAUUCGGGGCAUCCCUAACGCGCACGAAGUCAAUGAGCAUUUCAUGAGCAACAUGCAAGCAAUAGAGGAAGGCAAAAUCUCCAUGUCGUCCAUGGAAGCCAGUCAGUAUGGCAAAAUGUAUAUUGGGGUCAGUGGGGCCCAUCAUAUGCUGCUACCUCUGCCCAAGGAAAUCACCUAUGUUCGCUGUGUUAUCAGUGAUGGAGAAUACGAAUACAUGUCGCGCUACGAGAUACUGGGACACCAGAUUCUGAUGGACUACGAGUGCGUUAUAGAUACCAAGCCUGGCAUGAUUAUCACCGUCUCUUUGCAUGUUCGACCCGACUAUCAUGUAAAGCCAAGGACAGGCUGGAGUCGCUGGUUUACAUCCAUUCGUAAGCAAAAGGAGCAUCUCAGUGGCUACGUGCAUCCGGAUGAUGGUGCUAUUGGACAAACUCGAUUUGCAGUGGAUCAUAUGGUGCCGGGAUGCUACAAAAAGACAUAUGAGGCUCAUUUCGACUGCUUCAACUCCUGGUAUGCCCGAACAAACAGAGAGCGUGCGAGAAGAGAGCAGUUUGGAGACGAGGAAGACUUUCUCAAGAUUGUGGGUAAACUGAAUGUAGAGAUGCUGUAUCUGCCUGUGUCUAAUCCCUCUGUGCAAGUGCCAAGAAGUUUGCGUGAAUGCGACUUGACAUUGAAGAUUCGCCAGUGGCACGAUACAUGCUGGCAAAGUGGCUACCUGACCACCAGAUGCCAAGGAAACAAGAUUUGGGAAAGACACUUUUAUCGGUUAAUUGGCAGUCAAUUAAUUGGCUAUACAAGUGAAGACAACGGGAGUGAUCGACAGGUCUGGGAUCACUACAAUAUAGCGGACGUCUUGAAAUUAAGUGCGGCAGCGGACAAGGUCAUCAUCACGCUGAUGGAAGAAGAUACCUCCAAAGUGUUUACAGAUUCCAUUCACUCAUCAGACACAAAGGGGUUCUUUAGAUUGACGUUUUCCGACUAUUAUUUGGAUUGCGUCAGUGAUGAUUUGGAUGACAGUGAGGAAUGGGUCAGGACGCUGAAAUCAAUGAUUGGGAGGGUUCCACUAAGGUUACCAUUUUCAGAUUGA
Molecule: messenger RNA, 5706 nt
Organism: Mucor velutinosus
Lineage: Eukaryota; Fungi; Mucoromycota; Mucoromycetes; Mucorales; Mucoraceae
Exons: 6
Coding region: 1-5706 (1901 amino acids)
Source: RefSeq, a predicted model, not a curated record